AUGCCUGUUACCAAUUUCUCAACGCCCGAAAAGUACCAGUAUCUAAAUGGUUUCGGGUCGUACCACGAGAGUGAAGCUAUCCCCGACACCCUUCCUAUUGGUGCCAACUCUCCCCAAAAGCCCAAUCACGGCCUUUAUGCCGAGAAACUUUCCGGAACGUCCUUCAUUGCGCCCCGAAGUGAGAACCAACAAACUUGGGCCUACCGUAUCCUUCCCUCCGCGGCGCACCUCCCAUUUGAGCGGAAUGGCGAACACGAAGCUACAACCACAAUUCAUCACAUUCCUCAACAACUUCGAUGGGACCCUUUUGACCUGGACGACUCCGUUGAUUGGGUCCACUCACUAAAGCAGUUGGGAGGAGUGGGAAGCCCGGCGACAAAAACAGGCUUGGGCAUAUACAUCUAUGCGGCGGCGUCCUUUACGGACGAUACGGAUGGUACCUCCUGGACGAUCUAUGCAAAGUAUAAUAGCAACAUGUUUGUUGCAAAUCAAAGCCAUACCCCGUUCGAUGUCGUCGGCUGGCACGGCCUCUACUACCCGUACAAUAUUUACACCGUCCUAUGCAACCCGACAGCCGACUUCGUCAUAUUCCCACCGCGGUGGCUGGUGCAAGAAGACACGUUCCGACCGCCGUGGUACCACCGCAACACAAUGUCCGAGUUUAUGGGACUCAUCAUGGGGAGUAUGAUGCCAAAACUGGCGGGGCUUCCGCGCAGCCGGCGCUAG
Molecule: messenger RNA, 726 nt
Organism: Parascedosporium putredinis
Lineage: Eukaryota; Fungi; Ascomycota; Sordariomycetes; Microascales; Microascaceae
Source: the annotation of a GenBank genome assembly